ACGUGGAUCCAACACACCCGGCGAAGGUCUACACCGUUGACUCCAGCUUGACGGCGAAGAGCAUCGCGAAACUUCGCAACGCGGGAAAGGCGGUGAUGUGUUACAUCAGCUUCGGGACUGCCGAGGAUUACCGCAGCGACUACAACCAGUUCCCGAAAUCCGUUAUUGGGGGACUCACUUGCAGGAACGAGCAGUGCACGGAGGUGUGGCCUGGAGAGAGGUGGCUGGACAUCAAGAGCCCCAUCGUCAAGACUAUAAUGGAGAAGCGAAUCAAGUUGGCGAAGAGCAAGGGGUGCGAUGGGGUUGACCCUGACAACAUCAACGCGUAUUCGAACAACAUUAUGGCUCAACCCAUCAGCAAAUUCACCAUCACUGCCGAUGAUCAGUUCAAGUACAACUCAUGGAUCGCCAACACUGUUCACAAGUACGGCAUGUCAGUGGGCCUCAAGAACCCCGGCCCGCUUGCCCCCUCCUUCAUGGCGAACCUCUUCGAUUGGGCGAUAAUCGAGAGCUGCAUUUACUUCAGCGACUUUAGCAACAACGCGUGGUACAGUGGCAAAUACGCAUGCGAUUACUCCAACGAGUUUAUUGUGCGCAACAAGGCCGUGUUCUCCAUUGAGUAUAAGGAGCUCUGGGGCACGUCUGCAGGCCAAGUAAACGGCAUCGCGUUCCCACAGGCUAUGUGUGCAAUCAGCAACGCUCACGGGUUCAACACCAACCUCUGCAGUUUUUCCCUUGGCACCGGCCCUCGCUACCCCUUUGCCAACUGCCCUCUGCACAAGCCUGCAGGGUGUGAUACUGUGUGGAAGGAGUGUGUGAAGCAGAGUGUGUAUGCGCAGUACAAGAAGCAGGGCAUGGCAAGAUGGGAUGCUGUUGGGCAGUGCAUGAGGGCUAAGAGAGCAGCGUGCAAAUACAAGGCUUGA
Closterium sp. Naga37s-1 is the source of this 923-nucleotide messenger RNA. NCBI's taxonomy places the organism in Eukaryota, Viridiplantae, Streptophyta, Zygnematophyceae, Desmidiales, Closteriaceae. The record is from the annotation of a GenBank genome assembly.